Meloidogyne enterolobii is the source of this 481-nucleotide messenger RNA. The record is from the annotation of a GenBank genome assembly. NCBI's taxonomy places the organism in Eukaryota, Metazoa, Nematoda, Chromadorea, Rhabditida, Meloidogynidae.
UUAAAGCAAAAUGUAUGCAAUGAAGUGCCUGGACAAGAAAAGAAUUAAAUUAAAACAGGGAGAAACACUAGCUUUAAAUGAAAGAAUAAUGCUCAGUUUGGUUAGCACGGGACAAGACUGUCCUUUUAUUGUUAGCAUGUCAUACGCCUUUCAAACGCCAGACAAACUUUGUUUUAUUUUGGAUUUAAUGAAUGGCGGCGAUUUGCAUUAUCAUCUUUCUCAACACGGGGUUUUUAGUGAAUCUGAAGUUAUUUUUUAUGCAGCCGAAGUUAUCCUUGGCCUUGAACAUAUGCAUAAUAGAACAGUCGUCUACAGGGAUUUAAAACCAGCAAAUAUACUUUUAGACGAGAAUGGUCAUGUUAGGGUCAGCGAUUUGGGUUUAGCCUGUGACUACUCUAAAAAGAAACCUCACGCAAGUGUUGGCACUCACGGCUAUAUGGUAAAUUUUAUUAACAACAAACAAAUUUGUCACGUUAUUUAA